GGACAAGUCCGCGGUCACACUGGCAGAAAGUUUUUUCACAACAAAAAACCUCCGAAUAAGAUCUAAUUAACCAUCCAAUGUGUGUUGGUAGUAAUAAGAAACGCUUCUAAGCAAGUUGUGCGUGUGUGCCAGAAGGCUGCACCCCAGAAUUGCCAGCAUUUGCGCUGAGUUUCGCUAGCCACAACAACAGCAGCAGUAGCAGAGGCAGCAACAACGGUGGAAAAGGAAAAUUCAGCCCAGCUGCAUUUCACUUAAUCGCCACCACAGGCAGUUUCUAUUAUGGACAAGAAAUCAUCGCCCGUGCGACGACAAAAGCGCCAAGCGAAAAUGAUUGAAGACAACUUUUGGGACUGCAGCGUCUGCACGUACAGGAACUCGGCCGAGGCGUUCAAGUGCCGCAUGUGUGACGUGAGGAAAGGAACCUCCACGCGAAAGCCUCGCCUGAACUCGGCGCUAGUCGCACAGCAGGCAGCCACACUGCCCGGAGCCAGCGGCAACAUGCCCAACGGUAAAUCCGCCUCCAGUUCACGGCACGGGAGUGGACACGACAGGCAGCGCCACAAAAUAUACCCGGCCCGUUUGAAGAACGUUGAUCGCUCCACGGCGCAGACACGAGAGGUGACCGUCAACUCCGUCACCGUCUUCAUCACAGAGUACAAGGCGAAGCCGGUGAGUAGCCGGCGCGAGUCCAGCGAGCAGAGCUUCACCGAGAGCAACGACAGCCGGAGUUAAUUUGCGGCCCGUUGCCAGCCGAAGCCCGUGCUACCUUUUGAUAUUGUGCGCCACGAUUCUCCAGGCCCCGGCCCGCCCCGCCCUUUUCCCUCGUCUAAGUGUACAAGUAGCAAAUUGUAAAUUCUAACUGUUAGGCCCGAAACAUAUGUAAAUCGAAAUCACUAUAAGUUAUUGAGUAUUAGGCAACGUUCGAAGCCCCCCGGUGCAUGGCUUCAGCGACUUCCAGCCCUGGCCAGUAGAGGGCAAAUACAGAGCGGGACAAAAGAGAGUAACGCAUUUACACGUCCCUCUGCAGCCCCCUGCGAAUGUGCUACCCCUGUAUAUAUUCUACCAACAGAUUCUGUGUGUAUCCGUCUCGUAUUGUAAUUCUAAUUCCUAAUUUAUUAUCGCUGAAUGCAUCUUCUGUAUAUGUAUGUAUAUUUUAUCAUGUAUAUUUUCGACAAGGAUAUCGUUAAUUUAAUAAG
Molecule: messenger RNA, 1196 nt
Organism: Drosophila miranda
Lineage: Eukaryota; Metazoa; Arthropoda; Insecta; Diptera; Drosophilidae
Product: YY1-associated factor 2-like
Exons: 2
Coding region: 280-732 (150 amino acids)
Biological process (GO): positive regulation of DNA-templated transcription
Cellular component (GO): nucleus
Molecular function (GO): transcription coregulator activity; DNA binding
Source: RefSeq, a predicted model, not a curated record